Messenger RNA from Paramecium tetraurelia, 567 nucleotides. RefSeq lists its product as uncharacterized. The record is from RefSeq and is a predicted model, not a curated record. The transcript has a single exon. Lineage: Eukaryota; Ciliophora; Oligohymenophorea; Peniculida; Parameciidae.
AUGAUGUCUAAAUCAAUAAAUCUAGCCUUGUUCUCUAUUCAAAAGAAUAAACAAUUAUUAUUUAAGGUAAGAGUCAAAUUGAAAGAGAAAUUGGAAAAAUUGAAAAAAAAGUUAAGAAAGAAGAAUUCUUAAUCAAUUCACAAUAACUUGAAAUGUCUAUAGAAUUAUAAAGAAAAGUAAGUUGAAGAAUUAAAUCUAGAUGAUAUUUAACAAAAUGCUUCAAAAUGUAUAUUAUUAGAUUAGAGAUAUUAAAGAUAAAGAAAUCAAUUUAUCAAAUAGAUUUAUAGAAUUCUCAUAAUUAAGCUAGAAAUUUAAUCAAAAAUGCCUUUUACUUUCAUCCAGAAUAUCUUAGAAAUUUCAGUAUUCAAAAAGUCUCUAAUAGUUUAUUCAACUAUUCAUUCAAUUAAAAUAAGGAUUUAACUCUAGAGUACACAGCUAAAUAAAUCUAAUAUAUUUAUGUAAAGUUUAAUAAUCAAAUAAGUACUAGUCAUAAUGAAUUUUUUAUGUAGGAUAGUUAACAAACAAUAAACUACCUAGUAUAUGUAUAUAUAAAUGUAGACAAUUUGA